Molecule: messenger RNA, 1137 nt
Organism: Mesorhabditis spiculigera
Lineage: Eukaryota; Metazoa; Nematoda; Chromadorea; Rhabditida; Rhabditidae
Source: the annotation of a GenBank genome assembly
AUGUCCGACCAGCCCGCAUCUUCCCCGACGCCUACUGCCAUAGAAAACUGCGCCCCGUGCACGCCUAUGGACAGUUCACCAGCUGGCGCGACAUCAAGCUGCCCAAACUGUACACAGCUGCACAGCGACGUCGUCAAGUCGGUCGCGAGCAUUAACAGCAAGUUGGACCAGAUUAUGAUGAGAGUCGAAACACUGUUCGCUGAACGUCAACAAACCCCCAGCCCGCAUCAUAAUGAAGCCACCCCGAGCCCGAUGCCCUUGCAGAACAACCUGGCGGCCAUUUUGAAUGGAGUCCAGCAAAGCAACCGAAAGCGGAAGCCGCCGAAGGAACCGAAGCACGACCAGGUGAACAAGCUGGAGGCGCUGCACAACAUGUUGAUCAAGGUGGAAGCGAACAAUCAGUCGCCCGUCGUCGAGCAGAAGCUUGAAAGCAUGAAAGCCGAAACCCCCUCGACACCUGCCCCCACUUCCGUCCCAGCCACUCCCCCAGCCAGUAAGCUAUAUUCUGAUACUACGGCUAUCCUGGCCCCGAGACAGUAUUAUUUUGGCCUGUUGUGCCAGCAGGGCGCGGCCCUUGGCGUUGAGGCGUUGUUCCCGAUUGGACCUCAAUCAAACACCGAGGCGACGCUGAACUUGGCGAACAUGAUGUACGCGGCGAACAUGGCGCGGAAUGAAGGCAUGCCCGACCUGGCACAACAACAACAGUUCCUGAACCUUUUGAUGCAGCAGUCGAUUAACCAAUCCCAGCAGCAGGAGGAGAACCAGCAGCAGCCCGAGCGGCAGGAGGAAACCCACGACGCGAGCGUGUCGCGGUGCAGCAACUGCAGCACGACCAAGACGACGGCGUGGCGACGGGACUACGAGGGGAAACUCGUGUGCAACGCCUGCGGGUUGUACUUCCGCUUGCACAAGACGCACCGCCCUGUCCACAUGCGCAAAGACUUCAUCCAGCAGCGCUUCCGGCGCCGUGACCGCAACGAUGGUUCGACCUCGCCGUCGGCCAUGCUCAACCAGCUACUCUCGCUGAGCCAAGCCCAAGUCCCGGUCUCCAUGCCCCCGUUCAACUUCUUCGACCAAUUGACGCAAAGCCUCGCCAGCAACGGGCAUCAGCUCGACCUCAGCGGGUCCGCCAACGUC